Molecule: messenger RNA, 1921 nt
Organism: Colossoma macropomum (tambaqui)
Lineage: Eukaryota; Metazoa; Chordata; Actinopteri; Characiformes; Serrasalmidae
Product: tetraspanin-1-like
Exons: 7
Coding region: 291-1010 (239 amino acids)
Cellular component (GO): membrane
Source: RefSeq, a predicted model, not a curated record
UUAUGGGUGCAUGUUUUCAUAUAUAUGCAUGCAUACAUACAUACAUACAUACAUACAUACACACACAAGUGUACGUGCGUUUAUGUGCAUCUUUGUGUCAUGGUUUGUAUUAUUCAUUUCAUUACAUUGCAUGACAGCAUAAAAAAAGUCUAUGAGGAAGUGGCUGGAUCUUCGUGUGUAUCUGCACUGCACGAGGGGGACUUGACAUAGUUCAGUUUCUUUCAGUGUGUUUUGAAUACCAGCUGUAGGUCUCUUUCAGGAAUAACUGGGGAAAACAAAACACCAUCAAGAUGUGGAUCCUGAAAGUAAUUAUGUGUGUCUUCAAUGGUGUGAUAUUUCUGGCUGGUGGAGUGGCUGUGUCUGUCGGGAUUUUGGUUGCAAUGAGCAGCAAGUAUCUGCGAAUUGUCUUAGAUCACAUUAAAGACUCUCCCCCAGCGUUGGCGCAGGUGGGCAACGUGGGCUACCUGCUGAUCGCAGUAGGGGCUGUCCUGGCCAUUAUGGGCUUUCUGGGCUGCUGUGGAGCCUUAUGCGAAAGCAAGUGUAUGCUGCUGACAUUCUUCAUCAUUAUCCUCAUUGUCUUCCUCGCUGAGGUGGCCGGAGCAGUAAUCAUUUUGCUUUUCAAGCCUACGGCAAAUGAAGUGUUGCAGAAGCUGAAUCAAGAAGUUGUUGAUCUUAUCAAAAAGGACUAUGGAAGUGAUGACGCCUUUACAACAGUGAUGAACGAAACUAUGUCUCAGCUGACAUGCUGUGGAUACAACAACUACACUGACUUCACUGGAUCCCCGUUUCAAACGACCACCUCGCGUUACCCUGAGAGCUGUUGCCGCUCAAAUGGAACGUGUAUUGAGAGAAAUGCAGAAGCCCAGGGAGUGCGAGGCUGUUUCAAUUCUUUUGUGCAACUGCUGGAGGACAAUGCUGCUGUGCUGGGGGGAGUGGCUAUUGGCAUCGCUGCUUUGGAGAUUGCUGCAAUGGUUGUCUCUAUGGUCCUGUACAAAAACGUGGGAAAAUAACUUCAAAGGCUGGGACUGCACCAAGACCUGUGCACUUCAUCACUGUACUACACUGAAAAAAUAAUGCACUGAAUUUACUUGAUUCAAAAGUGCACAUCCCUCACUUCCAUAUGAAUAAAAUAUACUACAUCACCACAGUUGCUGCCAAAUGUAAAUAAAUGUAAAGACUGUGUUGAUACAUAGACAUAUGUGGAUGUACACAUUUGAAUCAAAUAAGCUCAAUGCAUUACUUUUUCAGUUCACUGAUACCACCACCUGCUGGAGGUGCUUCACCCAAACAUUCCAAUGUGGCUACUGAUGAAUGAGAGCAAAUGAGAACUCAUUAGCAGCACUAGCACUGUUUGAUGAAGUACCUUAUUUAAAAUAACGUUGCUAACAUGGUGCCAACACACACUGUUUUGACUCCAGUCUGGUCUUUAUUCCAAACGUACAUUUUUUGGAUUAACCAAUGAUGAAAGCAAAAUGCCUUGACCGGUUCUAUUACUGGAAAUGAUGGGCUAUAUAGCUACAGUACAUCAUUACAGAGUCUUACAGUAUUUUAGUAACACAAAGUCUGGAAGUCUUGAAGUCUGGAAGUUAAAAUAAAUCACCCACCUACUGCAUUUUCAAGUUGAUUAGGUCAACACAGCUGAAUUAUUACUUUUUUCUUUUUGUAAAUGCAGAGAAUGAAGAAUAUAAGGUUAUUUCUGCCGGAGGUCUUUCUGUAUGUAUUUUAAAGAACCCAAGGCAAGAUUAAGUGGAGUGCAUUACUGCAUGAUAGACUUGCAAUGCGCUUUACUUUUCUUGUAAAACUUUCUUGAUUAGACUUUUUCAUGUGAUAGAAUGUACUGCACAUAUUUGUAUUGUUUAUGUCACUAUUGAACUGUAAGGAAAUGUUUGUGUCGUGUGAAGUUAAAUUAAAGAUUUUUGAA